Molecule: messenger RNA, 1026 nt
Organism: Plasmopara halstedii
Lineage: Eukaryota; Oomycota; Peronosporomycetes; Peronosporales; Peronosporaceae
Exons: 4
Coding region: 1-1026 (341 amino acids)
Source: RefSeq, a predicted model, not a curated record
AUGAAUCUGGAGGCUGCUGACGUGUCGACGCGCAAAUUAAGCAAAAUGGAAGCCAAAUGUGACACACGAUCCAAAUCUAAACUGUUUUCGAAGACAAAUGCUAAGCCGUUGACUGGCACUUUGGAUCGAUGGUUCAAACCUGCAAAUGGUGCUGCGAAUGACAAGAAGGCUAGCAACAAAACCAAGAGCUUUGAACCUGUGGUCAAUGCUAAUGACGAUGAAAAAAAUAUGAGACCACAGGUCUCAAAAUCUGUGAGGUCGUCUCGCAAUUUUGUGCAGCGCUAUAUCCACAUCAAUGACGAGUGUCGCGUGUGUGAAAGUGCUAAGAUAGAGGAGGCUGCGCGUUGUGAGUUGCGUUGUGCUACAUGCUCGUUGACAGUGCACAAAAAGUGUUACAAUGUAAGAGGUGAGGUGUCCGAUAAAGAAUGGAAUUGUCGUCGCUGCCAAUAUAUAUAUCGCGAAACGGCGUGGGAGGACAUAAGUGGCUUAAUUGGGGUACCGAAUCCGGAAAGUCUCACGUUUCCAACAUGCGAACCUCCAGACAACAAUCAUAAGAUGCAUCAGCUAUUUACGGACUCCAAUUUUGCGGCCAUUUUUUUAUUCUUACAAAGAUUUAGUCGGCUUGGAUUACAAUUGCUAAAUGUCGAUACCACACUUGAGAAUCUUGCAAAUGCCUUAAUUGAACCGAAAGCAGGAAAACUGUGCGAAGAACUACAUACACGUUUACUGAAAAAUAUUAAUGUGGUCACCAAGAAAGAUCCUUGGUAUGUCCUAUUAUGGCACUUCUUGCGAGAGGAAGAGAAUGUACCAGUUAUCGUUAAAAAUACAAAGUUUUUAGCGAAUAGUGUUGAAUCGGAAAAGCGUGAAGACUUGUACCUUGGAUUGCCAGUUAAAGAGAGGUUAGCGAUGUUAAAGUUAUUGUGUGAAGCUCAGUUCGACCGCAACGCCAUACUUGUCGAGAAAAUUGGUCAUGAAGAGGCCGAAUCGAUGGAAUCGGCAUCUGAGCCGGAAUGGUGGCAGUGUUGA